AUGCUCAUCUCCACUCGGCCCGCCAACGUAUGCAUCCGUUGUGCCUACCGAACGCGCCUUCUCGCCCUUCAACAACGACGCCUUCGAUCAACACACCCCGAUAGAGACGAGAACAGCAAUGGACCAAUCCUACGCUACCUCGACAAGGACGACGGCGGCCAUGAGUUGCGCAGCGGGCCUCCCCGGGGUCAGUUCCUUCCAACAGACGGGCUGAUCCGCAAACACUCUGGACGCCCGACUCGCAAAUACUCUGGACGCGGCGAGGUCGGCAGAGAUGACAGACGAGGAGGCAUGGGGUGGGGCGGCAGAGAGGGGGAGAACUUUCGCGAGGUGUUGAUGGCGAGAUUGAAUGUCAUCAAGGAUGAGGUCAAAGAUGCGCCUGUACUGCAACAGCUCGCGAAGGACAGCAAGGAAGAAGGCAAUAAGCAGGAGGGGUUCGGACGCAUAUGGAGUGGCUUUACAACUAACCUCUUGAAUCACGAGCCGAGACACAGACCCUUCCUAGGCAAACCGGACGGAAAGGAUAAUGUAUGGGAAGAUCUUCGGAAUGCGUAUUCAACACGGAGCCAGCGUGGACUGGACGAUCGCAUCAAAUAUGCCUUCUAUGGCCAUGUCACCGGGAGCAGAUUCACCGAGAGCGAUAUCAGGAACCAGAAAACGCUGGCCGAUCUGCGGUACCCCACCGAAUGGUAUCCCGCGACAAGGUUGCUCCAUCGAACCGUUCACCUGCAUGUGGGACCUACGAAUUCUGGCAAGACCUACCAGGCACUACAACGGUUGGAGGCCGCAAAGAGUGGUGUCUAUGCUGGUCCGCUGAGACUCCUCGCUCAUGAAGUCUACUCACGCAUGGUCGCGAAGGGAAAGCCGUGUUCUCUCGUGACUGGUGAGGAAAGAAGAGCCGUGGACGUGGGCUUGAAAGAAGAUGAUGACCACACUCUGAGUGCCUGUACGGUGGAGAUGGUCCCUCUGAACAAGACCAUAGAUGUGGCCGUCAUCGAUGAAAUUCAAAUGAUUGGCAACCCGGAACGUGGAUGGGCGUGGACGCAAGCAUUGCUCGGAGUCAAGGCAAAGGAAGUCCAUCUCUGUGGUGAAGCGCGAACAGUCCCAUUGAUCAAAGAGCUGUGUGCCAGCGUGGGAGACAAGCUCGAAAUCCAUCGCUACGAGCGCCUGAGUCCGCUUCAGAUGGCCGAGACAUCGCUGGACGGAGAUAUGAGGAAGCUGCGAAAGGGCGACUGCAUCGUAUCGUUCUCGGUCAUGGGCAUUCACGCUCUGCGUAAGCAGAUUGAACAAAGCACGGGUCGCAAAGUUGCCACUGUGUACGGCAGCCUACCUCCCGAAACAAGAGCGGCGCAGGCAAGACUGUUCAAUGAUCCCUACAACGACUACGACUUCCUCGUGGCUAGCGAUGCUGUCGGCAUGGGCCUGAACCUCGCGAUCAAACGUAUCAUAUUCGAGACAUCGUCGAAAUUCGACGGCACCCAGCGUCGCACACUUGCCAUCGCCGACAUCAAGCAGAUCGCAGGCCGCGCCGGGCGGUUCAGAACGGCAGCACAAGCGUCUGAUACUCCCGCGAGUGAGCAGGAUCUCGCUGCCGCCAAGGGAGAGAUCGCCGCGGGAGCGACGUUUGGCAAGAAAUACUCCGAUCAAGACGCUCCGGACAACGUAGGUCUCGUCACGACCAUGGAGCGUUUCGACUACCCAAUUGUCAGCGCUGCUAUGCAGUCAGAGCCAGAACCGAUCAUGUCAGCGGGCUUGUUUCCGCCUGCAUCGGUGCUUGAACGGUUCGCAUCAUACUUCCCGCCCGGCACGCCCUUCAGCUACAUCUUGACACGACUCCAUGAGCUAUCUCAAAUGCACAAGCGCUUUCAUCUCUGCGGUCUGAGAGACCAAAUUUGGCUUGCAGAUCUAAUCGAGCCGGUCAAAGGCCUGACUGUCACGGAUCGGAACGUUAUCUGCUCGUCGCCCGCGGGAAAGGCAGAUGAGGAAAUGUGGAGGCAUCUCAUACCAGCACUGGCCCGCUGCAUCGCUCUGCAGAGUGGCGGGGAUCUGUACGAUAUCAAGGAAAUGCCUCUUGAGUUCCUGGAACUUGAAGUCUCUGCUUCAAGAGACUACUUGCGUGGUCUUGAACGGCUGCAUAAAGGAGUCGUCAACUACCUCUGGCUGAGCUACAGAAUGCCUGGUAUCUUCAACACUCGAAAACUAGCAUUUCAUGUCAAGGGACUUGUUGAGGAGAAGAUUGAGGAUGUACUCAGCAAGUUCAGCUUCAGUGAGACUUCUCGACGCAAGAUGGCCGCAAAGCGCGAGAAGGAAAUCCUGGAGAGCAUGAUAGUUGGUGGUGCAGAAGGUGCAGAAGGUGACGUCCCCAGUGCACAUCCGAGUGAGCGCUACGUUGGUGCGCAGGCUGAGACGGAGACGCAAGAUCAGCCUGUCCUGGAUAUUGAAGAUGAAGAGAACAAAGCCGAACAAAAGUUGGCCGAGCUGGCUCAAAAUGACCCUGACACGAGCAAAGUCGAGCAGACCCAAGAACUUGCGCCAGCGCCAGAGGAAGAUGCAACUUCUGGCAUUGCACCCGACCUCGAAGGCCAGAAGAUCUUGACAUCUGGCGGCGAUCAUUUCAGUGGCGAGGAAGAGCUUCCGUUUGUGGAGCCGGAUCUUCCAGUAUCGCCUGAGGUGGACAUCAAGCAGUCAGCUCCGAACGUCGAAGAUAGAGGCAGCGGAGACAUCCAGGAUGAUAACAAGGUCAUCGAGGAGCUGACUGGACAUGAAGAAGAUGUGCCCCAGAAAUCCAACGAAGCUGCUGCUGGGAGUGGAUGA
Molecule: messenger RNA, 2814 nt
Organism: Fulvia fulva
Lineage: Eukaryota; Fungi; Ascomycota; Dothideomycetes; Mycosphaerellales; Mycosphaerellaceae
Product: ATP-dependent RNA helicase suv3, mitochondrial
Exons: 1
Coding region: 1-2814 (937 amino acids)
Biological process (GO): RNA catabolic process; mitochondrial RNA 3'-end processing
Cellular component (GO): mitochondrial degradosome
Molecular function (GO): hydrolase activity, acting on acid anhydrides; RNA helicase activity; ATP binding
Source: RefSeq, a predicted model, not a curated record